AUGAAGAUUCUCUUUCCGCUUUUUUCGCUCCUGGUGGUCCUGGUCGCUUCGGUUGCCACGUGUGACUGGGAUAUUCCCGGCGAUUUGUGCAACUACGACUAUCGAAUCGAUCUGACGCCCGAGAACGACGACAGACUCCACAAGAAGCUCGCAAAAGUCGAAGAGGAGCCCGAUUUCGAUGGGUACUUUGAUGUGAGUCUUGAAGUCUUCAGGACACUUAACGCUACCAUUUUUCUAGGCGGAGCAACUCGAAGACCCAAAGAACCGUCAAUUCUUCGGCGUUAUUGUCCGUUUCUUCAAGACCCUCUUAAAACUCGGCGCGAAAACGACACGGACCGUUGUGAAAACGGGCGCGAAGGGACUCGUUCGCAUCCGGAGAGUGGCGUCGAACCGCAAAUGGACGGGCAAAUCGUUUCCGAAAGAGCAGAAAUUGAUCGGAAAGUCGGCGCAGGUGGUCGAGCGGGACUCGGAGGGAAAGGACACGUGGCACAAGGUCUAUCAGUUCGCCGAGACCGAGCAGGGAUCCGGACUGCUCUACAGUAUCCGCGACGUGGUCACCGGGAACGUCGACGAGGGAUUCGAGACGAUGGCGGUGAACCCGCUCGAUCAGUGGGACGAGGUUAAUUGA
Messenger RNA from Caenorhabditis sp. 36 PRJEB53466, 628 nucleotides. The record is from the annotation of a GenBank genome assembly. NCBI's taxonomy places the organism in Eukaryota, Metazoa, Nematoda, Chromadorea, Rhabditida, Rhabditidae.